CCAUCGUUAAGCUACGCACACGCAUUCUAAAAACAAUCUUAAGAGAUUAAAUCAACAUGUCAAACAAUGCUUCUACAACUACGCCUACUAACCCGACCCGGGUUUUCACCAACGAAGACAUAGCAGAUUUUAAUGCCCAAUUCCACAAGCUAGUAGAUGAUUGCAAGCUUGCCAACGUCGUCACUCUCAUCGCUCAUCGGGGCAAAAUCGUGAACUGCGAUGCUUACGGCGUUCUCGAUGUCUCUGCAGCCCCGCCUAUUCCUGUCAGAACCGACAGCAUCUUCCGCAUCGCAUCAAUGACUAAACCCAUUACGUCCGCCGCUAUGAUGAUGCUCUGGGAAGAAGAUAAAUGGGCACUCGAUGAUCCAGUCUCCAAGUUCGUCCCAGAAUUUGAAGGGCUCAAGGUCAAGCGGGAGGAAGAUGGCGAGCUCGUCCCGCAAGAGACACAGAUGACGAUGAGACACUUGAUGAGCCAUUCUGCAGGGUUCGGAUCAAGAAGUGAAUACGCUGACUUGGAUCUGCGAGGCGGCACUCUCCAGGAUAUGAUUGACACACUGGCUGUGCGACCAUUGUCAUUUCAACCGGGCAAAGAAUGGCGGUAUGGGUAUAGUGUUGAUAUCCAGGGUUACAUCAUCCAAAAACUCACUGGUAAAUUCCUGGACGAGUUUCUCGAGGAACGACUAUUCGCCCCCUUGGGUAUGGUCGAUUCUGGCUUCUUUGCGCCUGCGGAAAAGGUAGAGCGUCUUGUGAGCAUCCACAAGUACAAUGAAAUCAAGGAACUCGUAGCCGUCGACCGCAAAGGUACAUACAACACAUCGAGACCCAAUUUCCUCGCCGGCGGAGGUGGUCUCAUGCUCUCCACAGUGACGGAUUUCUGGCGCUUCUCACAAAUGAUCCUCAACGGCGGCGAAUUUGAAGGCAGGCGCUAUCUCAAAGAAAGCACAGUCGAGCUGAUGCACACUCAAGCCCUUGAGGCUGGCGUGAAGAUGAAAAUGUUUCGUCGGCCCCUCGACGGUCUCGGGUUCGGACUUGGAUUUGCGAUCGUUCAAGAUUCAGUCGCGGCAAAAACUGCCAUGGAGGUUGGGAGCUACUUUUGGGCUGGGCUGUAUGGAACAUGGUUUUGGAUAGACCCUGGAAAGGAAUUGGUCGUCGUUGGGUUAAUUAACCAUGUCAUCGGCCUGCCUCCAAUCGAAGUGCCGUCGGUUCGUGAGCUUUCGGCCGAAUCAGUAUAUAGAAUCUUGAAUAGGGAGAGGUGA
Messenger RNA from Lindgomyces ingoldianus, 1256 nucleotides. Its product is annotated as beta-lactamase/transpeptidase-like protein. The record is from RefSeq and is a predicted model, not a curated record. The transcript has a single exon. Bases 57 to 1256 code for a protein of 399 amino acids. NCBI's taxonomy places the organism in Eukaryota, Fungi, Ascomycota, Dothideomycetes, Pleosporales, Lindgomycetaceae.